Messenger RNA from Mytilus trossulus (common blue mussel), 2929 nucleotides. RefSeq names its product fibrinogen-like protein A. The transcript has 6 exons. NCBI's taxonomy places the organism in Eukaryota, Metazoa, Mollusca, Bivalvia, Mytilida, Mytilidae. The record is from RefSeq and is a predicted model, not a curated record. Bases 66 to 1127 code for a protein of 353 amino acids.
UUAAUUAAACACAUCCAAAUUUUUGCAGAAAAAGCAGAAUAAAAAUAAGUACUUUUCAUGCUACAAUGAAUAUCAAUAGGCACAAAAUGUUUCGUUUGGCAGUUUUGUGUUUUUCCCUAUUUGCGUGGACUAUAUGUGAAAUAGUUGUUAUACAAAAACAAAAGGAUGAAAUAUAUAGUGGCCACGUGCUGUUUGAGGUAUCUAUGCCUAUGUGGUCAUUGUGCGCCCAGUUUUGCUCGAGGGUCGAGGUAUGCAAAUCUAUAAACUUUAUAGCAUGGAAUAAAACUUGUCAGAUAAAUGAUGCUGAACCCGGGGAAAGUAAAUGUGGACUCAUUGAAAGUGCAGGGAACAGCUUUAUUGCUGCCUCAAACUUUCCACAGAAACUAGCUGGUCAAUGCGAAGGGAAUGCUUGUAAGCGCAAUGAGGCCUGUAUGCCACGGGGACCGGAUUACUUUUGCGUUCCAUUACCUAUUAAGUUAUAUGAAUGUAGCACACCUUUACACUUCCGUCCACGGGAUUGCAGUGACCUUCCAAUAGGAAGUAAAUCAGGGGUAUAUACAAUAUGUCCAUCAGAUAAGAAGUUUGAUGUUUACUGUGACAUGGAUACAGCAGGAUUUGGUUGGACUGUUUUCCAAAGCAGAAUGGACGGCACUGUUGAUUUUUACAGAGGAUGGUGCGAUUAUGAGACUGGAUUUGGAAAUUUAAAAUCAGAGUUUUGGUUGGGAAAUGAUUUCAUAAAUGUUCUAACCUCUUCUGGAAACUACAAGCUUUACAUACACCUUGAAGAUUUUGACGGGAAUUCUAGUUAUGCAGUGUAUUCCAAAUUCAGUGUCGGAGAUGCCAACACAAAGUAUACUUUAAAUAUAGGUGGAUAUAGCGGUGAUGCAGGAGAUAGCCUUAUGUACCACAACGGCAGGAUGUUUUCUACUAAAGACCAGGAUAAUGACAUAUGGUCAGCCAACUGCGCAUUAAACAGAGGAGCAUGGUGGUACAAGAAUUGUCAUAAUUCUAAUUUGAAUGGGAGAUAUUCAGAACAAUGGUCUUACACAAAUAUGAUCUGGAGAGGAUAUAGAUAUUCACUGAAAUCUACUAAAAUGAUGAUUAAACGAAACAAAGAACUAGUUUAAGAAAGACGCACAUUAUUUUUUGAAAUGUUUCGGACAUACGAAGAACUUAUAAAAAUCCGUCUGCCUUAACAAAAUGACAACUAUUGGAGUAAAGCGUGGAGGAACUCGUUACAAUAUAAUUUUUAAUUCACGUUACAUGCUUAUUUUUUGGUUUGAUCUUUACUCAGAAGAUAGUUUGAUCGACAUUAUGACCAACUCAUUUCUUAUUGUGGUCCGACAGGAAGCUGUGAAAAUGUAAAUGUUUUAAAGAGUCUAUAACUAUGACAUUCUAGCAGACAGUGUUUGCUGCUCACAACUUGUUCACACAAACUUAGUCUAGAAAGACAAAAAAAAAUCUGGAAAAGGUGUUCAUUGAAGUAACUGCACUUCAACGCGAUUCUUGCAUAUAGUAUGUGGCCUUUUCUACAACCAGUCUUGAAAUAUGAAGGGACAUUUUAAAUAUUAUAAUUUGAAAAUUUCCAAUGUGAUGUUUUAUGAAUUUCAUCUCUUACAUCCUGUUGAAGUCUUUUCCAUUAACCAUGUUAACGUAAAAUAAACUUAUCAUAUAUGUAGGACACAAAUCUCUGGUGGGUUUCAAAUCUAUGGAAGAUUCCAAAUCUAUGGCAAAUGUGACGUCAUGCCAUACCAAAUCUAUGGCAGAUGAUAUACAAUCCUAAUCUGUGGCAAGUUUUGCAAGUCCCUAUUCUAUGGUGGAUUUUUGCUAAUUUUGGCAAAUUUUGUGCAAAUGAAAAACAAUGCAUGACUUGUCUUAAACAAGUUGAAAUGUACGAAAACAGGAUCAUAACUAUAAACAUUUGUGAAAGAAGGUUCAUUCUGGCUAUUCCUACAUUUUGAAUUUUAUAGGUAAAAUAGUAAAAUUUUAUGUAGCAGUUCCAUGAUGGUCAAACAAAUCGUGAUGGCAACUAUACAAUUUCGUAAAUGGUGAAUUUAUAUACCUUAUUGAUUGAAAUAAUGUGUCCCUUAAAUAAUAUACAUUUUAUAAUCUGUGCAUGGUACCUAUUAUUCCAUUUAUUAAACAAACAAGAACGCAUUUUUUUUUAAAUAAUAAAAUGAUAAAUUAAGUUCAUAUUUUCAAAUAAAAUUUAUUUCAUAAUUAAAACAUUUUUUUUAUUUGAUGACGAUUAAAAUCAAAUUUGUAUCCGGUAAUGUUAUCUUUCACUUUAUAAUAUUUGUCUGCAGUUGACAGUUAAAUAUUUUAUAUAACCCUUUUUCUCAAAUAUCAGGUACUGAGAACAGCUGUGCACUUAUUCAUCGAGGGCUUCGGCCAGUACACCACAUUUUGUCCCUCUUUCGGAUUAUAGCUAGGUCGCGUCUAACUUUAAACCAUCCGCAAACUGUUGCCGAGGGAAAUACCUUCAUCUGGAAUGGUGUUAACAUGUAUGGGUUUCGCCAUUGUUAGCGGCGGCGACGAUGUUAUAAGAAGAAAAGGAGAUGCUUUAUUUCCAUAAAAUGGGCUCACACGGAGCAUAAUAUAAUAUCAUUUUAAUAUUAUUAUUUUACAAAUAUUAUAAACAAUAACCAGGCUCAAGCUAUCAGCCACUCGCUAGCAGCCACUACGCUAGCAGCCACUACGCUAGCAGCCAGUUUUCGGGUAUGUAUAUGAACCCAGAAGUUGCAUAAGAUUCAACCGUACUCAAAAUGUUUUUAUUGGUAUAUAACCAAUAUAUUAUCAGUGUUUAAGAGGCAAUGCCAGAGAAAACCAGGCAGAACUUGGAAAUUUUGUUCAACAGCCUUUUUGAGAUAAAUGUGUUUUUGUAAUGUACCCACCUUGUUUUGUUGGGAAAUGACAUUUUUAAAAGUCA